Messenger RNA from Nanorana parkeri, 1977 nucleotides. RefSeq names its product family with sequence similarity 161 member A (gene FAM161A). Gene Ontology annotation, biological process: cilium organization. Gene Ontology annotation, cellular component: photoreceptor connecting cilium; cilium; ciliary basal body. NCBI's taxonomy places the organism in Eukaryota, Metazoa, Chordata, Amphibia, Anura, Dicroglossidae. The transcript is spliced from 6 exons. The coding region runs from base 28 to 1977 and encodes 649 amino acids. The record is from RefSeq and is a predicted model, not a curated record.
GCGGCAGGCUUUGUAUAGGCGGAUAUCAUGGCGAAGACUCAUCAGGAAGCCGUGCUGGCUGCUUCAUGUGUGCAGACCCCGGUCCAUCCACACACCCGGACCCCGCUCACCUUGUACGAGAGGCUGGAGGAGGACAAACUGCGCCUGCCACGAGGGGAUGAUGUUAGUUCAUGUUCUGAUGAUGAAGGAGACCAGCCUUUCAUGAUGAAGAGUUCAAAGGAUUGGGUUCUAGAUAUUUCAAGAACUGAUCACUCAGACAAAGAGUAUUACAUGAAGGUGGAGAGACUGAAGGAUGCUCACAUGCAGAGCAUGGAACAGCUGGAGAGAAUGUACAAACAUAAACUUAACCUUAAAGGGGUCCACAGAGGUGAUCCUGUUGUCAAGAGUACUUUUCGGCCAGCAUGGGAGCAGAGACCUUAUCAGCCUGAUGGAUUGGAUAGUUCCUUAUUAAAACCUGACUUUAAUUGGAAUGUGUCCUCUGGGGUAUCAGAAGCAUCUUUUGAGGAGCAGUCUGAUGGAGAAGACAGCUGUGAUACACAGGAUUCUACUUCUGCCACAGAGAAAAUCCUUCAAAUGUGGAAUGGAUUCAGUGUACAGGAUUACAUUAAGGACACCACCUUUGAUAAGCAAAAGUUAAAACAUAAAACUGACAAAGGGAAGCCAAAAGAAUGGUCUCAUAGAGUUACCAUUCCGGAACCUUUUGAGAUGACUAUUAGGGAGUCUAAGAAAAAGGAGUUGAAUGCAAAUGCUAAGUCCAAAUCAGAGAUUGAGUUGGAGAACAAUUUGCUGAAGAAAAGACUGGAAGAAGAGGCGGAAUGUCAAAAGAUGUUCAGAGCGAACCCAGUUCCAGCUUCAGUCUACCUUCCCCUCUACCACGAGAUAAUGGAAAGAAAUGAAGAGAGGCGCAGAUUUGUAAAAGAAAGAAGCAAGGAGAUUCUUUUGGCAUCUCAGAAACCGUUUCAGUUCAAUGAAAGAGAAGAUCGCAAGAAACAAUUCAGCAAGAUUCAACUUGUUGAUCAUGAAUAUUCAGUCAAUCAUUUUAAGCACUUCAAAGCAAGACCAGUCCCAAAAUCUAUAUAUGGGACUUCUGUUAAUGAGAGAUUUAAGGAAGAAGAACUAUAUCGUGGAAUUAGGAUACACAUGAGAUCCCAGGAACUCUUGCACAGCUCCUCUUAUCCUACCCCUACACUGGCUUGUAGGCAUAGCCCAAAAAGUUGCAAAGCAAGAUGUUAUGAACUGACAGAAGAACCAGAGAGGCGGCCUAAGAUAAAUACCCAGAUACCCAAUUUUCAGGUUGUGCAUCAGAACAACCAGAAACGCCUUAAAAAAAAAAAAAAUGCCAAGCAUGUGACCAUCUGUGCCCCUUUUCAACUACAUACAGAUAAUAUUCCAUCUCAUAGGGAAAAAAUUAUCAAGGACAUUGAAGCAGAUGAAGAAAGUUUAAAGGAGACACGUUGGCCUUUUAAAUCUCCUAGGAGGCAGCCACAGAAAAAUUCCUUGGUGGUAUCUCCACGUGAGGAGGCUCAAGUUGUAAGUCCAAGAUCCACAGAAUCUUCCAAAAGAAGAGAACAAGCUAUUAGGAGAAGUGAAAAACAGAGGAUGGAAGAGUACCUGGAAGAGUUGGAUGCAAUGAAAGACCGAGUCUCCCAGACACCCCUCUUACUAGAGAGGGUUCGAAAGGAAAACGCUCGCCUGUGUGUUAAAAAGCACUACUCCAGUGUCCUGAAAGAUGCCAGAUUGCCUGAUGGUUUUGUGUUAACAAAAGGCCAAACAUUCCAGACUUCAGGAUCUUACAAAGGUCCUAAUUCAACAAAGGAAGACAUAGUGAAUUCAGAUGAUGAAGAGGGCUCACAAGGCAUGUUGGAAAUAGAAGAUUUGCAGGGCGAUGGUGAUGAUCAGGAGGACUCUGCCAAUGAAUCUGAAGAAGACAAACAGGAAUAUAGUACCGAUGAAGAUCACACUGAUAGUGACCCUUAA